This is a messenger RNA of Lymnaea stagnalis (great pond snail), 298 nucleotides long. The record is from the annotation of a GenBank genome assembly. Lineage: Eukaryota; Metazoa; Mollusca; Gastropoda; Lymnaeidae.
GCAAUAGCACCAUUUCUUAAAACGGUUGUGGAUAAAGAUGACAACGAUUUGCAAACUAAGCCACUCAGUAACAAUACUAUUAGCAGAAGAAUAGACGAAAUGAGUGAAGACAUUGAAAUACAACUUGUUGAAAAGCUGAAAACAAGAAAAUUCUCAGUGCAAAUGGAUGAAUCAUCUCUGAGAGACAGUGAGGCUGUAUUGAUAAAUUACAUAAGAUAUAUUGAUAAAGGGGUAUUUUGCUGGAGAAAUGUUGUUCUGUAAAUCAAUAGAAAGCACCACUACCACCAAAGAAAUAUAU